Tigriopus californicus is the source of this 2788-nucleotide messenger RNA. RefSeq lists its product as uncharacterized. Bases 1438 to 2241 code for a protein of 267 amino acids. Gene Ontology annotation, molecular function: glycine N-acyltransferase activity. NCBI's taxonomy places the organism in Eukaryota, Metazoa, Arthropoda, Copepoda, Harpacticoida, Harpacticidae. The record is from RefSeq and is a predicted model, not a curated record. The transcript has 3 exons. Gene Ontology annotation, cellular component: mitochondrion.
AACAUUGACGAAAAAUGGCUAAGGAAUAAAGAAGAUUUGAGAACCCUAGGUUCACUCCAUAAACCGAAUGGUUUGUUUUCAUGGGGGGACCUUGACUAGAUUGAUGCCACUGUGCAAUCCUCCGCUUUGUUCCAAGCAAGGUGUCCGACUCAGAGAGCUCGCUCAGUCAACCCCGUGACCUUUCCCAAAAUAUCCAAAAAAAACAAGAACAACAACAACAAUAGAAUGCCUGGCUUAUUUGGAUGUCCGACAUGAAUAAUAGUCGGGAACCGUACAGCCAGUUGAGUACGAGGUAGUGAUCAUUUCAGUGACACAUCCGAUCUAUCGUUUGCUUGUAGUGAGUAAAUUUUCCAAUUUUAUCUUGUUAUCGAAAUGUAUUGAUAUGUAAAUAGAUAUUAUCCAACACAACGUAAUUCAACCUUCAUUUUGGGGAAAUGUUAAAGUCCAUUCGAAAUCUAACGGGUAAUUUAAUCUUAAAAUGAUAUGCAGAAAAAUUGGAAGAUAAUUCAUUUUCUUUCAGUUACUGUUUUUUUAAACAAAAGAAAUCUCGUAAAAUAGCUCUUUCGCCGACAAAGAAAGCAAAAAUCCUAUGCAUGUAAAGAAUGCGGUUUGUAAAAUAGAACUUCAAUAUUUUGCACUAAAAAAAUUAAAUAUAAUUCCACUCUCUGGAUAUGAGUCAUUUCAAAGAGUGUUAAAAGUAGGUCUGACCCAGUUUCAAAACUUAGAUUCCCUCAACAGCUAAAAUUAAGAGAACAUCUGAGCUAUUUAUUAUCCACCAUUUUACAAUGGAAAAAGGACCUGCAAGAACGACAGAGCAACCUGGAAAAAGACCAAGAUACAAAAUCAUAUUCCAAAUAUUGAUCAUAACACUUGUAUUCCAUCUAAAAGUUUCUAUCAACUCUGGUGUUUAGGGUCUGGUGCCUUUUUUCAGACAGAUUUGUAUGAUAGAGAGACAAUUGUGGAUAAAUAAGGAUGAAGCAUGACAGAGAACGAAAAGACACUCAUCACGAGAGAAUUUCGUUUCGAAGCAUGAGCUCGUUUCCCAACCAAGUUUAAUAUGUAAGUGAUUUUCUUUCAAGAGUUUUUAGAGAUUGGUGUUAGGGAUGAUGAUACUUUUAUCUAGGCACAUAUGUGAUUUAGAGAUAAUUUCAUUAACUUGAAAAAAAUACAGAUUGGCCAUAUAAUUUCAAAGUAAGAUUUGUCGAUUCAUAUUCUUUUCUGAUGUUGUCACAAUAUUUGGAGGAGUCGGUAGCGUUCUGUCCUUGGGCAAUCUCCCUCCCCAUCUCACAAUUGCCCGAGGAAAUUUUGCUUCAACGAGAAGCAGCUCCAAUCGUAGACUUAGUAGCGAAUUGAGCGUACACGCAGACAAAUCCAUCAACUUAAGGUCCUUGGAAUCAACAUUCUAGUUUUCGUUGAGUGUUCUAGAUAAGAGAAACAAUGAAACAAGUCCAUGAUUUACCAGCUCUCAGAGACACUUUGGCCAAGGAGCUGCCGUUUUCCAUUCAAGCAUUGGAAUCUGUGAAGCACCAGAUCAAGUUCAAUUUUAAACCACCCAAAGAGAUCUACGUGUCCGAAGACCCAAAGUCAUCCUUCGUUGUGAUAAAGGAAGUAGCCUUUGAAGCUGCUCCCAACUUUACCGUGUAUUGCAAGGAGGCCGACAUAAACACAGCUGGAUUUGAAUUAAAAGACGUCAUUCCUUGGGAUCAACCUUGGAGUUUGGGUGGGGUCCCUGGUUAUUUAUUGCCUAUCCUCCAAGAGCAGCUGCAUAAACGAGGGCUUGAAGAUUGCUUGGAACUGAGUGAUUGCUGGGUUUUUAUUUUGGAACCACAUGUAACCUUGCCCCGGAUGGCAAUUCCGCCGAAUUAUAAGAUUCAACACCUUGCUCCCAAUGAUGUGGAGUUUAUAGAUAAGAUGUGGAAGUUCCGAUCUGAUACAAGUCUCCCAACAUUAAAAGCUCAGGCAAAUCUUGGCUUGGCCUUUGGGGCGAUUGCGGAUGGCGAAGUCAGGUCUGCCUUUGCCGCCUUCAGUUUCGGUGCCGUGGGUGCUUUGGCUACAUCUGAAGCACAUCGGAAAAUGGGCUUGGCCCAAAUGGUUUUGGCCUACGGUGUCCAACAUCUUCGCUCGGAGGAUUUGAUACCGUUUGUUUUCAUCGAGAAGUACAACAAGCUGUCUUUUGAUCUGUUCAAGAAGGUUGGAUUCACACAUACUCAUAACGCAUUUUGGCUGGACUGGAAGUGUUGAUAUACAUACAAUGGUUAUUAAACAUUCAAUGCAACAUGUUUCUUUUUUACGUUUUGAUUGAAAGCAGUUUCAAAACGUGCUUGCUCAUGAAGUUGAGAAGCCUAAAAAUCAUUUCGAACAAGGCUAAAAUAUUUUCCCCAGAUGUCGGUGGGCUUAACCUCCGGCCUUGUCGGAAAUCAAACUCUUUAUGCAAUUGUCUUCAACCCCAUCACAAUUUGAAAUGGGGAAUUAUUUAUCCCUUAGCUCACUAAAUUUUAUUUCUUGUAACAAAUUUAGCUUUUUUUUUAAACUAAGACCUCCAUUAUUUAUGUUUUGUUCCAAAUACGGCAUGCAUGUUUUGGCAGAGCGUUGAUCGUUUCUUUAUAAAAAAAAAAAAAAAAGAUACUACAGUUACAAUUACAUGGCCGAAAAAGUAAUUUUAGGAGGAAGACAUUCAUGGAUAUCAAGAAAUUCAACAAGUUUGAACUUCAUGAUAUUCUCAAACACUUCGCAAUAUUCGAAGCGACUUAUCUCACCCUUUGAAAAUUGGAACAAUAUGAGCUACCUU